Chlamydomonas reinhardtii is the source of this 4606-nucleotide messenger RNA. RefSeq lists its product as uncharacterized. The record is from RefSeq and is a predicted model, not a curated record. NCBI's taxonomy places the organism in Eukaryota, Viridiplantae, Chlorophyta, Chlorophyceae, Chlamydomonadales, Chlamydomonadaceae. The coding region runs from base 219 to 3980 and encodes 1253 amino acids. The transcript has 9 exons.
GGAAACGAUCCCGCAAGGCAUGCACAUUUCCCACAGCUCGGUCUAGCUUAGAAAGGAACAAGAAACAUGUGGAGACGUCAAAAGUUUUGACACUGUUACCGCAUUCGGUCAGAAACCUCGCUGCGCGUUGCGCCUGUUUUCCGCAAAUGCCUGGAGACCAGAGCGCCGCUGCAUCGCCGGGCCGGCAGUAUGGGCGCCCAGGGAGUCGAGGGACAAGCAUGAUGGCUUCUGUCUAUGGGGUUCCUGGGCCAAACAGCAGGCCCAACAGCCGAGGCGCUGCAAACGGGCGAGUAGGCGCUAACACGCAAUGUGAAUCGCACGGAGAUGAUGAAGGCCGCGACAAUGCACCACGGAGCACACGGACCAGCCAAACGUCCCUCGCCAACAGCAGCCGCGGCGACGCCCCUCCACGCACCAGCAAGGACGGCAGGCCCGCCUCUCGCCCCGCUGGACCCGCGGCCGCAUCGCCCUACCUGCAGCCGCCCGUGGGGCGGCCCUCCCCCGGGCCGCACCCGCGCCCCUCCAGCCGGCAGCAGCCCGCCCACACCUCGCCGCCGCAGCAACAGUACGGACACGCAGCGGGCCCGCAACAGCACCACGUCAGCAGUAGUGGCAGCAGCAACAACAGCGGAGGGGCCGGUGGCAGUGGCACAGGCACAGCCGCAGGUACAGGUACAGGGUCCGGGGUCCGCGGGGGCGGCGGCGGCUGCGUCCCUUUGGGUCGGACCAGCAGCGGCUCGGAGCGGACAUCCACCUCGGGCGUUGCAGCCGCCCCGGCUUCGACGUCGGCGACGGCGUCGGUGUCAACCUCAGUGAGCGGCGGCACGCGAUUGUUUCAGACGUACGGGAUGCAGCCGCCGGCGCCGCCCAUCCGUACGGGCGGGGGCCAACACGGCGGCGGGGGCGGCGGCGGAGGAGCGGGCGGCUUAGGGUCGGGCUCGGGAGGCGCUGCGUCCGCGGCGGCCGCGCAGGGGCAGCAGCAGGCGGGGCCGCGGGCGACGACGGCGCUUUCGGGCCCGCGCUCGGCGCAGCGCAGCCGGGCGGUGGAGGCCGAGGCGGCGACGGCGGCGGCCUUGGCACCGGGCCCCUCUCGGAGCUCCAGCGGAGCGGCGCCUCCACCAGGGUCGGCGAACGGGUCGCGCGGUGCCGCUCACCAACAGCAACAGCAACAGGGUGCGGCGCCGGUGGCUUCGGCCAGCGGCCUCCUCGCUGCCCAGCCAUACUCCCAGCCGCAGUCGCAGCAGCCUGCCACGCCAGGGCGCUCGCCCAAGCAGAGCGCAACAGGCGCGCUGCCGGCAGGGGCGCAGGCGGCAGUGCAGGCACAAACGACACACCACCAUCACCAGCAACAGCAUCAGCAACAGCAGCAAGGUUUCCAUGCACUGCACGCGGCGAUCGACAUCACCGCCAGCUUCGGCUACGACGACAUCCCAGAGGAGGAGGACGAGGGCUUUGCCUCGCCACCACUGCACGGCUCCGCCGCCGUCGCCGCCGCAGCCAACCCCUACAGCGGCCUCACGCUGGACCAGUAUAUGUCCCGCAUGAUCACCACGCCCGCCUCCGCCGCCGCCACCAGCGGCCUCGGCGUCAGCGCCGACGUUGCCCUGGGCGGCGGCGGCGGCGGUGGCGGCGGCGGCGGCACCAUCGACGACAGCGCCACCGGUGACGGGCUGGAGAGCGAGCCGUACUCGCCGGGCCACGGCAGCAACCUCACGGAUGUGGAGGAGGACUCCAUGAUGGGCGGGGUGCAGUCGCCGAGGGGCUCGGCAGCGGCGCCGCCGCCAGGUGGCGGCGGCGGUGGCGGCGCAGGGUUGAACGGGUGGGCAAGCGGCGGCGGCGCGGCGUUCAGCGGGCGGCCAAGCAGCCGCGCCGGGCAACCGCUGCAGUCGUCGACGGCGGUUGCAGCCGCGGCGGCGGCGGCGGCGGCGGACGGGCGGCGGCAGCUGCCGACCAGCUCCAGCGGCCGUCUGGCGGCCAACCCUAGCGGCGGCUCCGGCGGGCCGCCCUUGCUGCCCUCCACGUCAUCGGGCUCGGGGGCAGCAGCGGGGGCCGCGCUGUCGCCGUCGGCGGCCACACGGGGCAUGCCGCGCAUCGGCAGCGCCACGCGCGGCAGUGCUGCAGCUGCCGCCGCCUCCUCCCAGGCAGGGCCAGGCUCGGCCACCGGCGGCCCUCGCAGCAGCGGUGCCGGCGCCAGCGGCCGCAACAACACGGCGGGGCAGCUCUCCCCAGUGGUCGGCGGCGGCGGCGGCGGCGGCGGCCGCGGCUCGGCGGCGUCAGGCGCCGGCGGCGGCGCCUCGGGCCCCGCCGGCAGCGGCCGCGUGGCGACGGCCUCAGUGGUGGGGGCCGGCAUGUCGGACGCCGCGUUUGAGAGCCUGUUUGCGGGCGGGGGCGGCGCCUCUGGGGCCGGUGUUGCGAUGCGGCUUGGGGAGGUGAGCGGGCUGGCAGACAUGAGCAGCAGUGAAGACGGCGAGUCCGAGCGCGGCGGCGGCGGCGGCAGCGACGGAGAGGCGGACUCCCCUGGACUGAGCCCCUCAGUGGCCAUGCACGCGUCGGGGCACGCGCGGCGCAUGUCGUCUCGAGCCUCCGCCAUGGCCUUCUCCAACAGCCUAGACCUGCGGCCCGCCACCGCCGCGCCCGUCAGCUCGCCCUCCAUGACGGGGGGUAUGGGCGGCCUGGGCCGGGGCGGCGACAUGGGGCUGGGCGGCGGGCUGGGCGGCCGCGGCAUGAGUAUGGGCAUGGACAUGCACGGCGGCGGCCACCACGCCAUCAUCAAGCAGGUUGACCUGGGCGGGCUAUCGGCCUCGCUGUUCACGCCCAACCCCAACACCACCCGCGAUGGCGGCUCGCCCGCCUCCUCCUCCGUCGCCGCCGGCGGCCACAACGCCGGCAGCGACCCCUACGUCUUCAGCAACCCCUCCUCCCCCGACAUGGCCAACGUCGCGGCCAGCAGGUCGGAGCGGCGCGCCGCCGCCGUCGCGGCGGCGGCGGCAGUGGCAGCGGCGGCGACGGCAGGCGGCGGCGGCGGCGGCGGCGGCCUACCCAAGGCGCUGUCGUCGCCGCGCUCGCCCAUGGCAUCGAUACCGCCGCCCUGGGGCGUGAGCGCGCGAGAGGGCGCCUUCGGCGGUGGCACAGCUGGCGACGGUGGCGGCGGCGCCGGCAAUCUGCAGGCGCUGGCGGCGCGGCCGCUCAGCAGCAGGGGCAGACCCGCGGUGGCGGCCGCCGCCGCGGCGGCUGGGUCGCCGGCUGGCGGUGGCGGCGGCGGCGGCGGCGACGGCACCGCGGGUGCGGCAGGCGCGGGGCGGCCGGGCAGCAGCAGCAAAUGGGCCGCCAAGCCGCAGCCCCAAGCCAAGGCCGCCUCCUCGGGCGCGCUGGACGGCGGCGCGGUGGCGGACCUGCCUCUGGAGGCCCGGCUGCUGGCGGCGGAGGCGCAGGGCGUGGCGCGGCCGCCCACCCGCCAGGUGCAGUCGGCGCGGCCGCCGGGGCUGCGCGGCGAGAUGGAGCUGGACCCCUCGGUGUGGGCCGCCAACAUCGCCAUGCAGCUGCAGCGGCCGCCCAGCCGCCAGAAGCCGCCGCCCGAGGCGCUGCACCUGUGGGCGCCGGAGCAGCGCGGCAUGGGCAUGGGCGGCGGGCUGGGCGGCAGCGUGGGCAUGGGCGGAAUGCCGGGCAUGGGCGGCAUGGGCGGCGGGCGGUCCAAGGGCAUGCGGCCGCAGAGCGCCGCGCCCACCACCUACCGCAGCAGCCGGCCCACGUCCGGGCCCAGCGUCAAGGCGCAGGGCCCGCUGGGUGACGACAUGGCUGGCUCGGCGCGGCCGCCCUCCCGCCAGAAGCCGCCGCCGCUGUCCACGCUGUUGGAGCACGACGACUUCCCGCCGCCGCCGCCGCCUGGGUCGCGGCGGGAGAGGCAGCGGCCGGGCGCCGACACGCUGGACGUGGUGGUGUCGUGCACCGAGUCAGAGGACGACUCAGACCUGGAAGUCUGAGGGAGGGAACGACGGAGAGGGUUGGCGCGCUGGGUGGUUUCAUGGUGUAGUGGACAUGCCAGAAUCGUGUUUGCGUGGCUGUGGCUGUAGCAUGCACACAGGAGUGGCGUGCCUGUUUUCGUGGCAUAUGGAAAGCUUGUAGUGUGAUCAGCUAUCAGCACAUGCAGUCGGAGGCUGGUGCUGCCUUGCGCGGCAUAACUCAGCAUGUAUGGUGCCCAGGGGAUGCCGUGCAGUAGUCGACACGGGCGGGGCGAUGCAUGUGUUGGUAUACCUCGAGGGGCAAGCCCUGAAAUGGGUGUAGGGCUCCGCGUGCGUGGCUGCAGGGUCUGCGAUGGGACAGUGUUAAGACAAAGGCAGGUUGGUGAAGUCUCGUAGGGUGCAGCUGAUUCCCAGAUACCAGUCGACGGCAAACAACUGCGUGACUGUAGGGUGUGGGUAGGCCGCCCUGGACUUCUGCGGAAUGGAAGCCGCGAAGGUCUCUAUAAGGGCUGUCGCGGUAGUUGAUGAGUAUUGAGCAGGCGAUCGUGCCUGGCGAAUCGGAACCGGUGUACCGGGCACAGACAUUGGCCAGGAUGGGGUGUAGUGGCGAACAGCGAGGAUUAGUUCAACUGUAAACGACAUGACAG